Messenger RNA from Panthera uncia (snow leopard), 1624 nucleotides. It is a transcript of the gene THRSP, whose product is annotated as thyroid hormone responsive. Gene Ontology annotation, biological process: regulation of lipid biosynthetic process. NCBI's taxonomy places the organism in Eukaryota, Metazoa, Chordata, Mammalia, Carnivora, Felidae. Gene Ontology annotation, cellular component: cytosol. The coding region runs from base 201 to 671 and encodes 156 amino acids. The record is from RefSeq and is a predicted model, not a curated record. The transcript has 2 exons.
AAUGACAGACAGAGGGCUGGCAGGUCUGUCUCUGGGCAGAUGGAUCGCCUGAUAUAGAUGUUGGUGCCCAAGCCCUGGGAUUGGCCUAAAACAGGUUUGUGUUGACCCACUGGCGGGCUUUGGCAUCCUGUCAAACUGCUGUCACCUCCGGACAUAAAAAUGGUCUCGACGUAGUGCUGGGGCAGUCUGCUGGACUCGGCAUGGAAGCAGCAGCCAUCAUGCGGGUGCAAACCAAGCACUACCCCAAGAACUGCCUGCUGACUGUCAUGGACCGGUACUCGGCCGUGGUGCGUAACAUGGAGCAGGUGGUGAUGAUCCCCAGCCUCCUGCGGGACAUGCAGUUUAAUGUGCACGGGCACCGGGCCCAGGAUGGGGCCCCUGAUCUCUACAACUACUUCACCAUGCUCAAGGCCAUCCGCGUGGAUGUGGACCACGGGCUGCUGCCCCGAGAGGAGUGGAGGUCCAAGGUGGCAGAUGGCAGGGCCAGUGAGGCUGAGAAUGAAGCUGCAAAGACAGAGAAGGAUGAGGAGGAGAGGAUCUUGGGGCAGCUGGACCUGGAAGCCCAGUUCCACCUGCACUUUUCCAGCCUUCAUCACAUCCUCACCCACCUUACCCUGAAAGCUGAGGAGGUGACGAGGACAUACCAGGAGAUAAUGGGACAGGCCAAGUAGGCCUCGGACUCUAGGGAAGAUCCCUUUAAGUGGCAGAGGGCAGACUCUGAUGAGGACACGGAACAGUUCACUGGCUCUGACGCAGACCAGAAAGGCCUGGACCUGCCGCUGGAAGCAAACAAAGGCGACUUGGCUCUCUGGGAUGCUUCUCUCACUCUGAGCACCAGCUUGUGGACUUGGCACCAGGUCACCUUUAGGAUGCCUGCUGUUAUUCACAGCUCCCCUCACCGUCUUAGCAGCUUGGGGUGGUGGCCAGUGCUUCAUGAGGGGCUAGGUAUUACCUGGCCAGUGUGGUAUGCCAGAAAGGACGUAGGUUUUAGCACCCGGCCCAACUGAAAUUCACAUCCUUUCUCUGGGCAGUCAUUUACCAUGUGAUCUUGGACAUUAUUCAACUCACCGGAGCCUAAAUUUCCUCAUCUAUAAAAUGGGAUAGUAUUACCUCACGAGAUUGUUAUGGAAAUUAAAGAAGAUGAUGAAUCAAAAGCACCUGGCAUGUGAGUGCUAUUAUUAUAGGUUGACUUUCUCCCACCCUUACCAUGUAUUUGCUCUAGCCCUUGCUUUUUACCCUCCAGAACUAAGGCAUAGCAAAGUCCCUUGGGAUGAAUGGUUCACACUCAUGUACCCGCCAACCACAAGCGAACUAUAAACGUAUUUAUUGCAGUAGCAGUAAACAACCCAAAACUUUGUACUUAUAUAUAUCUUCAUUAGUUUUAAAAAAAUUUGUUUCAUAUUUGAGAGAGAAGAGAGCGAGUAGGGGAGGGGCAGAGAGACAGAGACAGAAUCCAAAGCAGGUUCCAGGCUCUGAGCUGUCAGCAGAGCCCGAUGUGGGGCUUGAGCUCACGAGCAGUGAGAUCAUGACCUGAGCCACCCAGGGGCCCCUAUCUUCAUUAGGUUCUAAAGUAAUUUCUCAGACAUAAUUUCAUUUUUAACAAGUGAGACCCAAGAGAAUAGAU